Molecule: messenger RNA, 396 nt
Organism: Ceutorhynchus assimilis (cabbage seed weevil)
Lineage: Eukaryota; Metazoa; Arthropoda; Insecta; Coleoptera; Curculionidae
Source: the annotation of a GenBank genome assembly
AUGCUACUCACAAGACAUCCACUACUGUUAAAUUGUGCCAGAAAAAUAUUUACUUCAAACAUAACAAAUAGGAUUAUUAAUAUCAAAGGUAAUGAUGAAUUCCUUUCAAAGGUCAUGAACUCUGAAAAUCCAGUGAUUGUUAACUUCCAUGCUGAAUGGUGUGAACCCUGCCAUAUCUUGACGCCCAAAAUGAAAGAACUGAUUGAACCGAUGACCAAUAUUGAUUUGGCAAUAGUAGAUGUAGAAAAUCACGCAGAACUAGUGCAUACUUUUGAAGUCAAGGCAGUUCCAGCUGUGAUAGCCGUUAGAAAUGGCCUUGUUGUUGAUAAAUUUAUUGGUUUAGUUGAUGCCACAAUGAUAGAGAAUUUGAUUAAAAAAUUAGGCCAAAAGUUGUAA